Glossina fuscipes is the source of this 744-nucleotide messenger RNA. RefSeq names its product kelch-like protein diablo. The transcript has a single exon. Gene Ontology annotation, molecular function: protein binding. Bases 1 to 744 code for a protein of 247 amino acids. The record is from RefSeq and is a predicted model, not a curated record. Lineage: Eukaryota; Metazoa; Arthropoda; Insecta; Diptera; Glossinidae.
AUGAAUGGGGGUAGAUUCUCUAAUUCUGCUGUUUCCUUAAACGGCGUAGUUUAUUCAGUGGGUGGACGUGAUGGCAUAAAUGAAUUGAGUACUGCUGAAUGUUAUGAUCCUGUCGAUAAGCAAUGGAAGGACAUAGCACCAAUGAAUAAUUCUCGGAUUGAUUUUGGCAUUUGCACGUACGAUGGUCUAGUAUAUGUUGUUGGUGGAAAUGAGAAUUCCAAAGUAGAAAGCUAUGAUCCUGCAACCAACAAAUGGCGCUUGUGUCAGAAUAUCCCUGAACCACAUGUGGACACAUAUUAUGAUCGGGCAACAGUGGCAGAAAAUACUAUUUACAUUCUGACCCCAGCAACUAAUGGCAGUGAAGUACUUCAUCGAUUUGACCCGAGAGAUAGAAUGUGGUAUAAAUUAAAUGAGAUGCCAGCAACACCUGUUCGAUAUGAAUUCAUGUCAUAUGAUCGCGUAUUGUUUGCCAUUGGAGACAGCGAGUGCAAACGGCUAGACAUACGAGUGAAUAAGUGGGAACCUAUGUCCCACAUGUUGUCCAAUAGGAAUGGUUUCUCGGCCGUGAUAGCCGGAAAAUAUAUUUAUGUGUUGGGCGGUAGAAAAGAAUAUAGCUUACAGUGGAUUACGAGCGUGGAACGCUUUAACAUAUGUAACAAUGAGUGGACAAUAGUGGAUUCAUUAGAAAUGGAAUGCUUUGACGGGCGAGCUGCAGUUCUCAGCGGAGAAUUUGAUUUCAAUUAA